Messenger RNA from Musa acuminata subsp. malaccensis (wild Malaysian banana), 846 nucleotides. RefSeq lists its product as uncharacterized. The record is from RefSeq and is a predicted model, not a curated record. Gene Ontology annotation, cellular component: ribosome. Lineage: Eukaryota; Viridiplantae; Streptophyta; Magnoliopsida; Zingiberales; Musaceae. Gene Ontology annotation, biological process: translation. Gene Ontology annotation, molecular function: structural constituent of ribosome.
GACUUGGGGCCCGAUUUGCACAUUGGGCGAACUGAACCGGACCGUGGCGAGGUCAUGACCCAACCCGGCCUGGUUGUAUCGCCUACUCGAUUCUGCGGCUGGGACACGUUGCCCUAACGCCGCCGCCUCCGGUCGCAGGCAGCACCGCCUCUGCUUCGUUGGUCUUGUAUUCGCCUCCUGUUGCAACUUCCUCUUGGGUUUUCACCGAUCGAAAGUGUAUUUUCCUGUGCAACUGCCGUCGUUUGUCAUGAAUCGCGUGGUCCGGCAGCUCUCCUCGUCCCUAGCGUUCCUCCGGCCGCGGCCGGAGCCUCAACUGUCGGGUGGUUCGCUCGGAGGCGGUCUCGGUGGGUGGAUGGGGGCGCGGGGCAUCCGGGUGGAGGUGCGGAACGGGAACCUGGAGCAGGCGCUGAGGCUGAUGGAGCGGAAGAUGCGGGAGAGCGGGAUGGAGCGCCUCAUCAAGCGGCGGGUACCUUACCACCUCAAGAACUCCGAGAAGCGCGUCCUCGCCCGCAAGAAACUCCAGCUCCGCCUCCGUUCCCAGGAAUUUUCCCGGAAGCUCCGCGCCAUCAUCGUCAAGAAGAUCAGGGGUCUUUGAGAUCUGCUGCUGAGGUUGGCGAGCAAGGUUGAGCAAAUUUCGACACCAAAUAGCCGGUAAAAAUAAGAGGUUCUCUUUUCUUGUUUCUCCAAUGUGUCUGUGCAGUGGCAUAAACUACAUGCUACCUCAUUUGGAAUUUUUGUGGUCUUUGGAAUCAUUUGAUUCCACUUUUUUAUUUAUUCCUCUUGGUUAAUUCUCUGACAUUCCAGACGUACAACUGUGAAGUGUGCAUUUUUAUCAUUAGUGGAUUA